AUGCAAAACGAUUGGAUUAAGUGCAUCAGACAAGAAAUAAAUGAUUUCAAAUGGCCUCCAUCAAAAAAUGCAAGAAUAUGCAGUGACCAUUUCUGUAAUAAAGAUUAUAAGGGUUAUGAUGGAGAAAGGAAGGUAAUGCUGAAGAAAGCAUUCCCAUGUUUUCAAGACAUUAAGAAAGUAAUCUUGUCAUACCUGUUCAAUAAUUUUAAUAAGAUUGUUUUAAAUAACUAUUCUCAAUGUCAUUUUAUUAACACUACAUUAAAAGGUGGCUACAAAACAUUGAUGCAAUUUUCCGAAAUUAGUAAAUAUACGAUCGUAACUUAUGACUUGGGCGAUAAAAAAUCACCCUCCAAUUUUCCUCCGGAAGGAGGGUACAUGAAGGCUAAAAUGGACAAACUUGAAAAGCAGUCCUGUGCAAAAGAAAAGCGUUCGAACAUUUUCAGAGGAAUCUCAAUAUAUGUCAACGGAUACACAGAUCCGACAUCGGAGGUGCUGAAGAGGUUGGUGACGGAGAACGGUGGGACCUACCAGUACUACUACCUGAAGUCCAGGGUCAGCCACAUCAUCGCCACCAACCUGCCCAAGAGUAAGAUCGCUCAUCUUAGAGACGAAAAGGUUGUCAGACCCAACUGGAUUGUGGAUAGUGUGUCAGCUGGAAAAUUGAUUCCCUGCCAGAAUUAUCUGCUCUACAAUCAGCAUUCAACUUUUUUUGACAGCCUGAAAGAUUUCACUAGCAGCAAAUCAGUGAUGAACUUGAACACCUCCAAGCCCUCCACCUCAUUCCUCACCUCUUUUGAAAAUUCGCUCAGCCCAACAACAACAACAGCUAACAAUGACGUCACCAUGGAUGUUUCUAAUGAUGAAGAAGCACCAGCCAUCAGGGUUAAGAAGGUGGGCAACGAACUUAUUGAUGACCAUUUAAAUGACCAACUGCCAGCCUAUGGAGAGGCUGAUGAUUGGGGAGAGGAUGAUGAGGAAGAUGAAAAUGUUUCUGAAUGUUUGAGAUCAACUGAUCAUUUGCAAGAUGUUUCUCGUGUCUCUAACUCAUCAUCCGCUAAUGCUGAAGGUGAUGAUGCUACUCAACUAAAUCAAUCCUCAAAUAUUUCAUCGGAGCCAUUAAAUAGAAAUGAAAAUCUAAGAGAACACCAUCAACAUUCACCACAACCACAAUUGCCACCAGCGAAUCCUUCAAUCAUAUCCAAGCAGUCACCUGCUGGCGGUUUUCAAAUCAACAAUGUCUCGGAAUUCUUCAACAAAAGUCGCCUGCACCACAUCUCGCAAUGGAAACUCGACGCCAAGUCGUACGUGACGCGGCUUCAAAAAUUGGCCACCAAGUCUGGUUCGGGUGGCGUUCAUAAAUUUCCUGGUAGGGAGAAACUGAUGAAGUUGAAGAUCACUGAGGAAGAUGUGGUUCCGGUGGUCCCAAAUGGAGAUGGCGAUGUCUACAUUCCAGAGGCUUCAAAUGGAGACGAACGAGUGUACGCACACAUUGAUCUCGACUGCUUCUUCGUGUCGGUAGCUCUUAUCAAUAGGCCCGAUUUGAGGGGCAAACCCUUAGCUGUGACUCAUCUGAGAGCCGAUGAUGCCAACAGACAAGGUUUCAAUUCCAAGUCCGACAUAGCGUGUUGUAGUUAUGAAGCGAGACAAGCAGGUGUACAGAAUGGAAUGCUGUUUGGCCAUGCAAAGAAGCUGUGCAACGAUUUGGUGGCUGUGCCCUACGACUUCGAGGCCUAUCAGAGAGUUUCUAAAGUUUUCUACGAUGUCAUCCUAAGUUUCACACUGUACGUUGAGGCAGUCAGCUGUGAUGAACUCUUUGUCGAGCUCACCCAACUUAUGAAGGUAACCUCAGCAACAGCCGAAGAGAUUGUGACUUGUAUGAGGAAGGACGUGUUUGAGAUGACGCAAUGUACCUGCUCCUGUGGCGUCGGUAGCAACAUGCUGGUAGCCAGGCUAGCCACGAGGAAGGCCAAACCGGACGGUCAACAUUUCGUGGAGCGAGGGGGUGAGAGAGAAUUCAUGAGGGGUGUCCAGGUGCAAGAUCUGCCCGGCAUCGGCUACUCGUUGCACGACAAACUCAAAUCAAUGAACCUGGUGACGUGUGGCGAUGUGCUCAGACAGAGAACCACCCUCCACCAGCUCCAACAAACAUUCGGCAGCAAGAUGUCUGAAGCGGACAGCUUCUUAGCCGACCUCUCAAAGGAGGUCAGCAGACGUCUGACCUUGAUAAACAAAAAGGGCAAGCACAUCACGUUGAAGGUCAAGGUGAGAAGUGCUGGUGCACCUAAAGAGUCCUACAAAUAUAUGGGACACGGAAUAUGUGAUAACGUCAGCAGAUCAUCUACAUUAAAGGUGGCGACCAACCAGGCUGACGUCAUCAGCAGGGAGUGUGCGAACCUUUUCAGGACCUUUAAGAUUGGUAUUCAGAUCUCAUCACUGGAAAGUACUGCACAGCAUCGGCAGCAUCUCACAAUCAGCAGCAGCAGCAGACCUUCCUCCUCAUUGUCGACAUCAACCAAUCACACGAACAACAUCAGGAAAUACGCGACGAAGAUGGAUGCACCUUUGCAGCGGCAUAUUACAAACGAAAGUGGGGCAGAUGUUAACGAAACUCUUCACUUUAAUGAUGAUAAUAAUAAUAAUAAUAAUAAUAAUAAUAAUAAUAAUAAUAAUAAUGACGAGUUUUCACUUUCUAUGUCUCAGAUCGAUUUGGAAACAAUGAGGGAACUCCCUUCCGAGAUACAAAAUGAAAUCAGAGAGGCUCUGUGCAACAAGAAGUUGAAACAACAACAUCAACAAAACGAUGUUCACAACAAUAUCGUCAGCAACAACAAAAAUAAUAAUAAUAAGCAAAACGACGUUAGCGAUAAAAGGGAAAGAAAUAUAAUUGAUAGUUUCAACAAUGUUGAAAAAAUUCAACAGCAACAUCAACUGCUGUUGCUGCGACACAUCUUCAACCAGCGGCGUAGCUCGGCUCAAGUCGAUGAAGCUUCGAGUCGAAUCGAGUCGAAUCGAAUCAGCUUGAAGGCCCAAACCAAGCCGAGCUUCCAACUGAGCGUAUCACGUUGGAAUUGA
Messenger RNA from Helobdella robusta, 3072 nucleotides. RefSeq lists its product as hypothetical. The record is from RefSeq and is a predicted model, not a curated record. Bases 1 to 3072 code for a protein of 1023 amino acids. The transcript has 20 exons. Gene Ontology annotation, cellular component: nucleus. NCBI's taxonomy places the organism in Eukaryota, Metazoa, Annelida, Clitellata, Rhynchobdellida, Glossiphoniidae. Gene Ontology annotation, biological process: error-free translesion synthesis; error-prone translesion synthesis. Gene Ontology annotation, molecular function: deoxycytidyl transferase activity; DNA-directed DNA polymerase activity; damaged DNA binding.